UCGUACCUGACAACCAUCCUGAGCUGUAUCUACGCCGUGUUCAUCGUCACACUGGGGGUUGUGAUCUACAUCAGCGACAUCAUUCUUUCCAACUCCCCACUCGCAGAAUCCUUCAGUAUUUACCUGGUGGUCCUGAGCUUUGGUUACUUCUUGUUCCUGUACAUAGAUAUACGACGAUAUUUAAGUCAGAUCAAGAAGAACGACGCAUUAUACAAGGAGAGCAGCUACAAGGAGGAGGUCGUAUGCCGUGAGUCGCCCGAGGGGGAGUUGCACCUGUCCAUCGCCAUGUCGCAGGCGCACCUCAAGCACCGCCUGGCCUCGCGGCCCGGCUCCCAGCACCGCUACUGCUUCAGCCAGGGCCGCCACUCGGGCAGCUUCUACCUCAAGAUCGGCGCCGCGGUGUUCUGCUUCGGCCACCUCAUCCAUAGCGGCUUGCUGAUGGGCUAUCAGAUCGUCUUCCUCACUUCGGAGACAGACGACUUCUACAACUGCGCCAGCGUCCCCACUCUCAUUCUCGACGUCAUCUACCCCGUAUUCUCCUUCUUUCAGCUCUUCUUCAUUUUCAAGUAUUCUAAUGUGAUAAUUAACCGCUGCCAGGACCUGGGCCGCUUCGCCCUGAUGCACUGCAUGGCGUCGUCCGUGUGCUUCUGGUUCUGGACCAUCCUGCGUGAGACGAUGGAUCAGCUGAACAAGUACAACAAGAAUAAGGAGGAGCCGGCCUCUGCCAGCGCGUACAAGGCCUCCGAAGUGGAGUACAUGGCUCUGCCGCUCACGUCGUACCAGAGGCGAGGCGCGCAGGAGCUCAUCGCCUACGUCAACAACACGCGCGGAAUGACUUUCUCCGAGAACUGCGAGGCGUCCAGCCAGAUGACGGUCAUCUACGAGGACUUCUCCCCCUACCUCUACCCCUUCACCAUCGAGUACAGCAUCCUCAUC
Molecule: messenger RNA, 936 nt
Organism: Gryllus bimaculatus (two-spotted cricket)
Lineage: Eukaryota; Metazoa; Arthropoda; Insecta; Orthoptera; Gryllidae
Source: the annotation of a GenBank genome assembly